CACCUGAGCAAUGGAAUCGGUAAACUCACUCUCUUCUUCCGUGUUCAGUACUUGCUGGUUGUUCUCCACCAUGUCGUCCCGAAGGAGAAACCCUACUAGCAAAGUUGUUGCCGUGCGUGGCGGAGCCAGCGGACGAGAUUAUGAGGGCAAUUUGGUGGAUGAGAACAUGAUUGUUCUCCGAAUGCGCAUUCAACAAAUGAAGAGGUUAGAGACCGGUGACUCGCCGCCAUCGGAUUGGAUGGGGUGGGAGAAGAGAUAUUAUGUACAUUACAAUGAAGACGUUUGUAAAGCAGUGGGGUUGUUGCAAUGUUAUUUGAUGAAUAUCAGGCCUAGUUUGGCUUUGGGAACUUUGUUGCUAAUCAUAUUGAGUGUACCCAUAUCUUCUGUUGGGGUCAUGUUUCAUGCCCUAGAGAUGGCUAGGGGGAUUCUAACUGGGUUUCAUCUAAAUUAAACUGGUGGUUUUCAGGACCUCACACCUGUUAUUAUUAUUUGUAUUGGUUAAAAAAUAAUGGCAUCUCUCUAUAUAUAGAAUUUGGAUGAAUGCAUGAAUGUAUGUAACAUAAAUCCUAUU
Messenger RNA from Vitis riparia (riverbank grape), 571 nucleotides. RefSeq lists its product as uncharacterized. The record is from RefSeq and is a predicted model, not a curated record. The coding region runs from base 11 to 451 and encodes 146 amino acids. The transcript has a single exon. NCBI's taxonomy places the organism in Eukaryota, Viridiplantae, Streptophyta, Magnoliopsida, Vitales, Vitaceae.